AUGGACGAGCUCGAGGAGGAAUGGGCACGUCGUGAAGAAGAGCGGAGCAACUUACUGAAUUUAGCGCAGGAAGAAUAUCAGCGCCUCGAACAAACGCUACGGAAAUCUUUGGCCGAUUUGGAGACGAGAGAGCGUCGCUUAGCUGUGGCCGAGUCUUCUUUGCAGCGAGAACAGGAGGCUAAACGAGACGAGAACGACUCUCUACAGCGGCGUUUAAAGAGUGAGCAAAACCACACAUUGUCAUUAGCGAAGAAGCAGACAGAAGCUUAUGAGCGACGCAUCGCUCUACUGGAGUCUCAGCUUAGUGACGCCGAAAGUCGUGCCAAGCAAGUUGAAGCCGAUUUUACAGAGUACCGUCAACAGCAACGGAAACUUCCCGAGUCCAAACUUCGAGAAGAGAUUGCAGCACUCAAGGGAAAUGUAUCAGAGCUAGAAAAGCAGAAAAUGGCGAAAGAUCGGGAGUGCGAGAUCGCUCAAGCGAAUGUCGAGAAGAUGAAAACCCAGUUGGAUCAAAUGACGAGCUUAUUGACCCGAGAGAAGAAGAAACACGAAGCACGGGUGGUGGAUGAGCUGGAGAAGCUUCGUGUCAAGUACAUUGCUCGAGAGGAAAAAUACGUUUUGGAUGGAGAUCGAGACGAACUUCGAGCGAUCAAGAAGCAGUUGGACGACUUAAAGGGGUUUAAGCUGAGGAGCAACACGCGUAUGGACAUGCAAGCGACUGGGAGCCAUACGAAGAAUCUAGACGUGCAGACACAACCCCGCAGUUGGAUCUUCACGAGUCACGGGGCGAACGCGAGUCCUUAA
Molecule: messenger RNA, 804 nt
Organism: Phytophthora infestans T30-4
Lineage: Eukaryota; Oomycota; Peronosporomycetes; Peronosporales; Peronosporaceae
Exons: 2
Coding region: 1-804 (267 amino acids)
Biological process (GO): interkinetic nuclear migration; positive regulation of centriole elongation; centrosome cycle
Cellular component (GO): centrosome; centriole
Source: RefSeq, a predicted model, not a curated record